AUGAUGGAAACUGUAAACCCGGUUACAGUUGACACUGUAACCCCUGAAAUGCUGGCUGCCAGAGAAAAACUUCGAUCUCGUAUGGGAGUUACAGGAACACAAACAGGAGGAAAAGGAACCGCAAGAAGGAAACUUAAGAAAACUACUAAAUUUGUAGGUGAUGAUAAAAGAUUACAAUUCGCACUACGCUCAAUAGGAGCUGCAAACAUACCUGGAAUAGAGGAAGUUCAAAUUCUUAAGGAAGAUGGAACAUUCUUGACAUUCAGUAAUCCAAAGAUCCAAACUGCUCCAAACGCUAAUACAUACGUUAUAACGGGAGUGGUUGAAGAAAAGGAGCUUUCCUUCCCAGACAUUCUCCAGCAACUUUCAGCUGCAGGAUUUGACCUUCCAAAGAACGAUCACGAAAAGGACGGAGAUUUGGAGCAGCCAACUGACGUCCCAAAACUCGUGGAAGUUUUUGAUGACGUUCCUCAAAACACAGAUUCAACAAGCUAA
This is a messenger RNA of Theileria annulata, 495 nucleotides long. RefSeq names its product transcription factor btf3 homolog, putative. Gene Ontology annotation, cellular component: nascent polypeptide-associated complex; cytosol. The record is from RefSeq and is a predicted model, not a curated record. Lineage: Eukaryota; Apicomplexa; Aconoidasida; Piroplasmida; Theileriidae. Bases 1 to 495 code for a protein of 164 amino acids. The transcript has a single exon.